AUGAAGCAAUAUUUGUUAAAUGUGGCGCUUUUGUUAUUAAUUUUCUGUGUUUGUGUUUCUUCUUCGGUUGCUACAAGAAGCAGUACAGAGAUUUGUGGAUUAUUAAGAAGUUUUUCAUCGUUCAAGCCUAAUGCAGAUCCAGAUUACUUGGUCGGAUUAGAUGAUUUAUCUUGGGUGAGCACAGCUUGCCAAUCCUUAAAUACCAACGAUACGGAGUGGACUUUCAGUACAGGAUGGUUGGAAUCUAAAACCAUCAAGCCAACUUUUCUGCCUUCCCAACUCUCUACAAUUAACACCAAUAUAUUAAGAAACACUACAUUUUCCUACAAUAUGGAAAAUGAUACCAUCUAUUUGGAGGUUACCUUUUCGAUCAAUUCAAUUGUGAAGGGAAAAGUUGAUGUUAUCAAUGUGGAUGCAGAAGAAUUGAUCUAUACAUUUAAGAAAUCUACCAGGGAUUACAUCGAUUUUUCUUCCCUUUCCUUUUCCCCAAUUUCUUGGGAGGGAAGCUUAACUUCAAAUUCUUGCAACGCUUCAAAUAUUAAUUCCUUCACGAGAACUAUAUGUUUUUUCGAUUCAAACCUCUUUGAUGGCUCUAAGCCUGUUAUUUUGGCCAUAGGUAAUUCUACUAAUGAUGUUGAGAAUGGACUCAGCCAAGAAAUUACUUCAAGUUUCAUGUAUUUGGCGACUCAAUUUGGUGUCAACACACACUUUACUCAAAUAUCUCCAUAUAGUUUUAGUUCACCUUCGGUGAGAGGGGUUUUUUUGGAUAGCUCCAUGAUGUUGAGGCACUUUACAAAUGCUACCUACAUUCCAAAAUCAAAACUUUUUGAUUAUGAGAAAAACGUCUUCUUUUCAAAUCAAGGAGAACUUUAUCAAUUAUCUGUAGAAUGUAUAGCAGAAAACUGUUUAGGAUCAACCAUUGAAGCUCUUAAAGAACUUUUAGAAGAGUCAACUAGAGCUACAAACUGCUCUAUUUCAUUCGAAAGAGCUAAAUCAAGUUUGACAGCAGCUAUUUUUAUUACUGAUACAUCCAUCCACCCUCUUGCUUACUCUGGAUAUAGUGAAGGAUUCGCAUUUUGUAGAAAUAUCAAUGAUAGUGCGGUUAGUGUUAGAAUCGCUGUUAGGGCAACACCAGUAAAUGAAAUAUGGCCUGUCAAACUAUAUACCCAAAACGCAAAGAGUGCUUCUACCUUAUUACGUUCUAUACCUCUAUCUUUGAAUGGGUAUAUUUCAGGAAAAAUACAUUAUAAUGGUGAUUUGUACUAUUCUUAUCCAUCAAACAUUUAUUCCAGUUUGCCUAAUAGUGGAGUUUUUAUAAGAGAUUUGUCCAUCAAUACCAAAUUGAUUCAUAACGUUAUGGGAAAGGUUAGAAAUUCAUUAUUUACAAACGUAUCUGUUCUUGAUCAAUAUGUACUUGGUUUAAUGAGUGAAACAAAUGUAGAUUCAAUAAUUGCAGAUUAUUCGAGUGGCACAAUGUUUCCAACCUUUAUUGGAUUUUUUAAACAUUUUUCUGAGAAAUAUUAUGAUAGUAUCAGAUUCUUGAUUAAGAAUGACACUGAGUCAACUGUUGAAGUUUCCAUAAUUUGCUCCAACAAAGAGUCAAUUAAUAUUACUGAUUAUGGCAUUUCUUCCAUAAAUUCUCAAUUAGAAAUCUUUAGAACCAAGGUGUUAGAAAAAUAUCCAGAAUUAUCAAACCUUAAAACCAAUACUAUUUCCGAAGUUACCCUACUUUCAAAACAACUCUUUACUGGUGCUGUUACUUCCAUGAUCCACAUUACUGGCUUUUCAACAGAAGAUGUAUCAGUUUUUGUUGGUUCUCAAUUGGAUUAUUCUGCAUCUUUAUAUUUGAAGGCAAACUUUGAGCAAAGCUUAUUUUCGGAAAUUUACGCCUCCCAUGAUUACAAGACUAAUAGUAGUGCGAUAAAAGGAAAAAUCACAAGAAAUGGAGAAGCAUUUUUUGUUGGAUUGAGUGAAGGAAAUGUAAUAGUGGGAUCCUCCCCUGCAGGUGUUUCUUUCAUGAAGUAUUCUGACGCAAUUUCUAUUCUUUCUAGUAGAGUAGAUUCUAUUCCUAACAUUAACAGAACAAUACCCCUCAUUUCAAACGUUCUAACUCUAGUAACGGACAAGUUCAGUAUUGAAAAUAUGCUAAUCGUUUUAGCAGCCAAAUUGAGAUCUACACAACAAGCUAAUACUAUUGAAGUUUCUGCAGUAAUAGAAGAAUUUUUAUACUCAUUCUGCUUUGAUUAUGGUUGUAGUGGUUCUAUCACAGCCAAUGUUUCUCCAAAAGAUGGUUCUAAUUUGGGAAUGUCACUGUCUAUUGUGAAAAUGCAACAUCUGCACAUUGUUGAAAAUAAUUUGGAGAUGUUGCCAAUAACUCCUACAGUAGGUGUAUCUUCAUUAAUUAGAAUGGAUACGUUUAUCCAUUUAUCCUUAAUUAAUCCUUCAUUCGAGUCAUUCACUAUUAAAGGGAAAGGAGAAUUAGAUAAUUGGGCAGUUCCCUUCAGAUAUAAUAUGCAAUCAGGAAGAGUUUUACAAAGUUUUAUAUCAUUUGAUAUUAAUAUGCCAUCUUAUGUUAAUUUUGAAAUUAUUAUGGGAAUAGAAAUUGAACAUAACAAUGAAUCAAUCUUUUUCAAUUUUAAAUCAGGAAAUUUGCUGUUAUCAAAUAACAUUCCAUCUAUUCAAUUUUCAGGUGAUGGCCAAGAUAGCUUUGUUCCACCUCAAAAUGUGAUGUACACGCUUAAGGAUGUGUUUAAAGUUUUAACACCAAUCAAGAAUGGUCCUCUUAAUUUUAAAGUUCCGUUUUUAACUGACGAUUUCAACCAGUUUGUUGAAUGGGAUGGUUAUGUUGAUACACUCACAGACAUGUUACUUUAUCCUAAAAUGUUGAGAGGGUCAGACCCACUAGUUUCAUUUACUUUAGCAGAAGAGCAGACCCUACUAGAUGAUUUGAAUAUCACUAUUAAUGGUAUUAUAUAUCACUGUGCUGGAUUUAGUAUUGAUAACAAUUCCACAAAUACCACUAUUAAUAGUUUUAACAGAGGUUUGGAAAAGUGUAAUUUAGGCUCUAUUUUAUGUGCCAAAGAGUUUAAAAAUGAAGUGUCUGAUUUUUUAAUUGGUAUUUUCCCUUUCAAUCAUUAUGGAAUCUAUCAAAUGGAACUAAAGUUUUCUUCCAAUAUAAGGGCACCUCAAUUUUUUGAAUACCAAGUUCCAUUUUAUCCAAUAUUCUCUUCAUGGAGUGAAUUAAGUUGGUUACUCCACAUUACCACAAAUGAGGUUCUCAAAAAACCAGUUGUUUCUACAGUAGAUAGGAAAUUCCUUCCUAUCCCAGAAGAGAUGCAAAAUGUUUACCCAGCUCAAUUUAAAACAAUAUCAGUAGAUUUUACAUUGAAAAAUAAUGUUAUGAAACCUUCUACAUUUGUAAAAUUUUUGGAGGACUCUGGAAGUAAGAUUUCUUUAGAAACUACUGGUACAGCCAAUGUGCACAAUAAUAUCCAAUUUAACGGAAAGUAUGGUUACGUUUUUUCCAUUCCUGGUUUAUAUAAUAUUACACUACUUACUAACGCUGAUUCUAAUUUUACAAUUUAUAAGAACAUUACAGAGUUAGGUUCUUCAUUCUCAAUGUCCAUUAAGGCACAAUUAAGGACAGCCACUGAAACAAAGACAGUAACAUCUAAUUUACAUAUUAGUCUUCCAAUUGGAAGAAAUUUCUCAGAUAUCAUGAUGAAUUGGUUACCUGAGCAAGUAGACUACGAUAUCAGACCAAUGUUUUUUGUUGAUGUUAAUACAGGUAGCGAAAUUUUAGGGACACAAGAUCAAAUUCAAAUAACCCUUAGAAGAGUUAUGCUAGAAACUGACAAAUUCCUUGUACCUCUAUCAUUAUUUAUUUAUGAUAGCAAUGUACCAAUUAUUUCAAUGACAUCACAAAUACCUCCAACAUCUUUACCAAUUUCUUCAGAAAUUUCUAUCACUUCACUGCUGAAUUUAACUUCUAAUGACGAUCUUUCAUUAAAAUCUGGUUCAUUGGGUUUAUUUGGAGUGAAACCUACUUCAGAGAUGGAUGGGUCUGGAAUUAUCACACUUGCUUUGAACUUACCUGAUGAACACGUUCCUUUGUACAAGUUAAUGAGGGCAACUACUGACAUUUCAUUAUUAUUUGAUCUCUUUGACAUUACCAUAGCAACAGAUAACAGUCUUUCUGUACAAAAUCCAACAAUGAAUAUCAACAGUUCAAUUCCAAGGUUGAACACUAUGUCAGUAGUUUCAAAAAAGAGUUGGAAAAUCAACUCUCAAAGCAUUCUUGAUAAUAUUGCUUCUGUAAUCCACAAUCUAGAGGCUAAAUUUGAUUCUGUUGAGGAUACUGUAAAAGAAACAUAUUAUGGACUUUCCCAAACAAACGCAAGUUCAUUAUGUUCUUUCCUUGACGAAAUUAUGAAAUCAACCAAUGACCUUGGAAGGAAAUCUGUCCUUCAAACACCGUUACCAUUCGUAAAGAAGACAUUUAAACAUUUACUUGAAAGGGCUAUAGUUGAUAAGUUCCAGUCAGCAAAACAAAGCGUUUGCAAUGGUAUUGUUGAAUUUUCUUUGGAAAAGUUUUGCGAUUUAUUAGAGCAUAGAUGGGGUCAAAAAGUUUGCUACGAUUCUCUAAUAGCUGACAAGAGUUUUAUUGUAACCUUAAAGCUUAUGAACUAUGAGUUAGUUUCGAAUGAAGAGCUUUUUGUUGAACCAAAUAUUUUCGGUACUACCAAAAUACCUGCCAUAAUGGGAAUGGAAGAUUCUGUUUCACUUAAUUCUAAUGCAAAUUUUGAAAUUAGAAUUAAGUGUUCUUGGAAAGAUGGCUUUGUGUUUGAUAUCCUUGAUGGAACAACAUUUUAUAUUAGUUCUGACUUUGCUGUAAAUGGAAAUAUGAAAGCUUCUCUAGGGCCUAUUAAUUUAAUGCUUGGAAGUGCAAACGUUUUUGUUGGUAAACCAGCAGUUCUUUCAGCAACACUUGUAAAUGGGCUUAUUGAUCUUUCGCUCACUGGCAAUGCUGGUUUCAAUUCAUUGAUAUCAUUUUUCGAUCUAUCAUCUUGCCAAUUAUCAAUCGAUAUACCUGAUAUAGCCAAAUUUUUGGGUGGUAGUUCAAAUUCUCUAGUGAUAGACCAACAUACAUGUAAAGGAGGGUCUUUUGUAAAUUCUGUUACACAAAUAUUGAAAGACCAUACCUUACUAGAUUUCUUCAAAGAUCCUAGUACUUUCCUUAAUCAAUUCCAAAAUCAUUUUUCUGACUUGUUAAAGAAAAUCUUUGAUGGACCAAAUGGUUUAUUGAAUAAUGUUGUAGUACCAGUUGUGGAUAAAGAAAUCCAAAAGAUAUUACAAAAAGAAUUAGGGUCAAUAAUUGGCCCAGAAAUGACCAAUGAUUUGACAAAUUCUAUCACAGUUAUGGUAAAUAGUGUAAUCUCUGGAAAGUCAGUCACUGGAGAUGAGCUUACUAGAGUUAUUUUAACAGAAUUUACUCAAAUAAUGUGUCAGAAGUUUAAACCUGUUGAAUGUCCAAAAGUACCAGAUAUCCACAGUGCCGAAUAUGUUUGGGGAUUUGAGCUCAAGAGGGUACUGAAACAUGGAGUUGCCAAUCUUGGUUUUGAUAUGGGUUCCUCUGCAAAAGGUACUCACUUAACUUCUGAGGUUGAAUUAGAUUUUGAAAUGGACUAUAAACUCAGAUUUAAUUUGGUAUUUUCAAAAUCAAAUGGUGCUAGUAUUACUUUCAAUGAAGGUUAUGUCUUGGAAGGAAUUACUGACUUGAAAUUGGAUGGAACUCAAAAAGUUGAGGGUGAGAUUGGUUUUUUAGGAGCAGAAAUUAUUUUAGAUCCUACAAGUUCCUUCCACGCAGAGUUUGGUGUAGAUAAUCAGUGGAAAGCAUUCAUGAAAGCAAACUCAAUUUUAACAGGAAAAGCAGAAAUGGGAUUUGCUGGAAUUAUUACUAAAUUAUUGAAAAAUGUUGAAGACCCUCUUGAUGCUCUUCCUCAUUUUGAAUCAAUUAUUGAAUUCAAAUGGAAUUGGGAAAUGGGAACUUCAUCAUCCACUACUCCUGAAUUCUCUCUAUCAGAACCUAGUUUAUGUAUUGGUACUCUUUUAUCUAGAAUGGCAGAAGGGGUAAGAAAACAAGCAGAAAAGGUUAUUGGAAAUUUAGAUAAGAUUGUUGGUCCUGCUUCAUUCCUUACAAAGGAUGUGGGAGUACUAUCUAGAAUAUUUGGUAGAGAAAUGUCUAUUGCAGAGCUAGGAAUAUUUUUGGCUAGACACUAUUGUUCUGGUGAAUGUGAUGCGGUUAAUGUUGAGGAAUUAAUUAGUGCCUACAAAAAAUUGCACAUUCUAAUGAACAAGCUUCAAGUUGUCCGUAACUUUUUAUCAACAAUGAAUGGGUGUGGAAUUAGAAGAAAAUUCAGCAAAUUCGUUGUUGAUUUGCAAAAAUCGGACGAUCCCAUUAUUCAUGAUGUUCCUGACCAAGCAUUGAUUUUUGAACAAGAUAUUCCUCCAAGUAUGAAGCCAGAAAUUGAACAAACAUUUUCUAUGAUUCAAUCAAGAACUUACAACUUACAUAUUCCUUUAUUUGAGGAACCAAAGAAAAUACCAUCAGCUCUUAUUGGCUUAAUGCUAGGAAAAGACUUCAAUUUAGUUGAAAUUGAAAUGCCAAAAAUGGUACUUUCAUUUUCAGCUCAUUUUGGAUUCCCUAUUUGGGCAUUCCCUUACGUAGAACUUUACAUUCAAGCUUCUGCUGGUCUUGUUGUAGAUUUACCAACAAUUGCUUAUACUACUAAAGGUAUACGAGAUGCUGUGCAAACAAAGAAAAUAACUAAUUUAUUUAAAGGUGUUGGAAUGAUCACUAGAAAACCAGACGGAUCUCCUAUUUGGAUUGUAUCUGGUUAUGUUAGAUUAACAGGUGGAGUUUCUUUUAUUUUCAGUGGAAAUGCAUAUGCAUUCUUGGAAGCAGAGGCAAGAGUUACUGUAUUAGAUAUAAAUGGAAAUCAAGUGGUUACUUUUGAUGAAUUGUUCUAUUUAAUUCAAAAGAAUGGAAUUCAAAACACCGUAACAUUUGAAAUGCAAUUAUCUGCAGGAUUUGGAUUUAAUAUCAAAGCUUGCAUUAAAGUUUGGUUUGCAAAGAAAUGUUGGACCAUUGUAAGCCAAGAGAUUAAGGUUCCAAUUUUCCCUAAACUUACUUUUGGAGGCAAAAGAAUUGCACCAGUAGCAGAUAGAAAUAGUAAUUUGAAUUUAGAUUAUGUGAAUGAAUUUGGUUCAUCAAAUUCUGACAAACCAGUUUUCAUAGUUUAUCCUUCAACGAGUAAUGCCGAUAGACACACUAUUGGCUUCAGUCCAUCCAGCAGUAUGACAACAAAUCUUCCACCACUUUCUUUUCCUAAUCAAGGAACAAAUUCUGUUGCUUUUUAUGGCAAUGCAGGAGGAAAACCUUUCGAAAUUAAAUCUUUAGGUUAUCAAGGGCUUGUUACAGUUCCACCUCUAAACACUGUAACAUCCAGAAUCCCAUGUGAUUCUUAUAGAAAUACUGAUUCUUUUACCAUAUCCCCAACCUUCAUUACACCAAACAAUUAUUUAGGACUACAAUACACACCUGGUAUGUGUUCUCAAGCAAUUCUAGAGAAUGUAAAAUAUGGAACAAAGUUUAACUUGCAAGGAACACCAUGUCAUGUUGUACUAAAUGCAGCUUACAAGUCACAAAUAGAAAUUGGUACUGAUUCUCAAAAUUACAAAGGACCAGUUACAAUUAAUGGACCUGGAGAACUGACAUUUAGUGUUCCUUCUCCAAAAUAUCAUGUUACAUCAUCAUCUAUUUCAAUUGAUGGUUCAAGUAAUUUACUUAGACUUGAAAAUGAUAUGCCAUCUAUCACAGUAGUAGGUGACAACCAACCAACAAGUUUUUCUUUCAGUAAUAUUGUCAAAACAUCAGCUAUUACUGCUCUAGGUAGUGAGUCAGAUGAUGAAUUCUUGGUAUCUGAUGUUACAUCAGUUUAUGGAGGUUUAAUGUUGAAUGGUGGUAGUGGUAUCAAUAGAGGUACUUUUAUUAUUCCUGCUUCUAGUGAUAAUAUGAAUAUUAUGAUCACUAGCUCAUCAUUAUCUAUUGACAACACCAAUACAAUCAGAUGGGCAAAUCUUGACCACAGAAGCUAUAGAGUUUUGAACAGAAAUAAUCAUACAAAUAUCAAGGUUUCAUAUUUCUCUCCAGAUGAUUUUAAUUCAUUCCAUGUGGAGACUGAAAAUAAUCCUACAGGUGUUAUUUACCAUAAUAUCUCUUCUUGUUCAACACGAAAUGAAAUUAGACUUGAUCUCAAAGGAGGAGGUGAACAAGUGGUGUUACUUUCUCAAAAUGGUGAAUUCUCUCCUCUUCAAUGUUCAAUGUACAUCCAAGGUGUAGAUGGACAAAAUAGUGGAUAUACUAUUCUUAUUGACGCAACAAACGAAAAAAGAAAUCUCAGAUAUUCAAUAGAAAAUGGAAGAGUUACAGUGGAUGAUCCUGAUAACACUGAUUUUAUGACAAACCUUUAUAUACGUCAGAUCUCAAGAGUUAAACUCAUUGUUUCAGAAAAGCAAUACUCUGAUAUAAAAUUGGUACAAGGAGCUCCAAACACUGAAUACCAUUUCCAAUUUGCGGAAAAUACUACAGAUUAUGGAGUUAAAAAGCCAACUUUGACUUUGUGUAACUUACCUUCAAAAUCAACAACUCUUGUUACUGGAAGUGCUGAUAUCAAUCUAGGUCCAAAAACAGGCAUUUGUAGUAAUAAGUUUAUUAAUCCUUUGGAAAAUUUGAGAAGUUUGAUUGUGGUUGCUGGCCAAAAUUCAAAGGUCACAAUGAAUUCUGGAAAUGAUGGGUCACAACACUUUAAUAUGACCGAUAGAUGUUUAUUUGCCACAGAUGACAGAGGUGUUAGUUUGGUUGAUGUUGACACACCAACCCCAUGGAUGCAACAAUUAUUGUUAGAAUAUGGAUUUAAUCGUUCUGAUUGUCAUAUUGCUUACUACCCUCAAAGAACAUCAUUUGAAAUAACAACAGGAAAGGGGGAUGAUUCAUUCUAUGGAAGAUAUGUUACUGCCUCUAGCAUUGAUAUUAAUUUGGGUGAAGGAAGAGACACCAUAUUUUAUGGAGAAACAGCUACCCCCGCAAACUUUAAAACAGAAAGAGGAGCCAGCAAGUUUGUCCAAGUCAGUCCAACAGGCCCUAUCAAUCUGUCAAUGAAAAGUAGUACAACAGAAAGAAAUAUUAUUGAUUUCUUUACUGGUGAUUUAGUUUCUUCCAUGACUGGAAAUACAGUUAUUUAUCCAACAGGGCCUAACCCAUAUGAUUAUUCCACAAUCUCUUGCUCUAGUAGUGACCUCAUAACGUUGCAUCAUUCUUUCCCUCUUAAUUAUGAUCACAGUACCAAGAUGUCACUGUUUACAACAAGAGCAAUCAACCAGGAUAUUGUUUAUAUUAAUGUCACUGAAAUUUCUACCUCCAGACAAGUGGAAUUAAGAUCGGAUACUAAAUUUAUUGUUUCUCUCCUUGGCUGGGAUUCAACAAUUGUAUUCUUAGGAACAAAUCAACAAGGUGAAUAUGCUAAGAACUUUGUUAUUGAAUUGAAUUUGGAUAUUUCUUCACCUGGCAGAAUAUUUAUUGAUACAAUAUCCAGUACAAACGGUGAAUUAGUAGUUAAUGUUCCAAAUUAUGAUGCUCAGUCAUUCCCACUCCGUAUUGCAUCACUAGGACCUGUCAGCUAUGGAUUCCUUUCUAUAGGUGUAUUAAGAGUUGAAACUUUAGGAAUGAAUCAUGUUACUGUUAAUAGCCCUUCAACCCGUGUGAGUGCAGUUAUUGAAAAUACUCCAUCCACUAUGGAAGUUGUUUUGAAUUUGAGACCACUUUCUACAGUAGAUUUGCAAGGGUUGGGUGGUUUAAUGAUAAUAUCAAAUGCAGCAGUUACAGUUAGCAGAAAUUAUUUUAUCAAACCAAGUUCUGUUAUGGUUGUUGGUAGUUCUUCUGUUACUGUUGUUCUUGAAUCUGACACUUCUUAUUUAAAUGACAGGUGUAUGAAUAUUCAAGGAAUACUUAAUACAAGAGUAGUUGCCAGUGAGUGGUUCGCACAGAUUAUGCAAGGAUUUAAUAUUCCUUCCACUGCAGUAUCUUGUCCAUUGUAUCUUUUUAGAAUUCCAUCAUUAGAUUUUACUGGUCCAUUCUUUAUUGUUUCUAACUUGGAUAGCUCAUCCAAUGUUAGAGCAUUAUCCAUGAAAAAUGGUGAUCUUUUCCUAUCUGACACUAUCAGAGAUUGGACCAAUACUGCAGUAUCUGGCGGUGUUUUAGGUGUGGACGGUAGGUUUGAAGUCCAUCUCACAAAAUCCAAUCUAAUUGUUGCCAAUAGAUUUUCCUCUCCAUCUAGUCUUACACAUUCUACUUCUAAUCCAGGUACAAUCACAAGUAUCAGAUUUAAUCAUAAUAACUUUAAAGACAAGCCUGUUUAUUAUUGGGAAACCGACACCUACAACACCUAUUUGAAUCCCUCUCCAUCAAAUAUGAAUAUUCCAGUAAUUUAUGUAGACAGUGUACCAAUUAACAAAUUGAAUGUUGAUUUUUCAAGCUUACCCUUUAAUAACUUUAAUGUCAACCUCGAAAAGAAUCAGUUUUUAACUACUGAUAAUAAUGGCAUUCAAAAACUAAAAAUUUUAUGGACCAAUCAUCCUUUGGACAUGGAUAUUAAUCUUAACGGUAAACAAAACUCUAUUGUUCAACUAACAGAAGAAAUAAGUGAAGAGAGAACAUAUAAUAUUAGGUCAACAAAAAAUUCCAAUACCAUUAUCACUUUGAAAGAGUCAUCCCCUUAUCCAACUUAUUCCAUUUUUACUAACAGUGAGAGAAUACAAUUUGGUAAUUCUACAAUAACUUGCACACCUGAUAGAAUAGUUUUGGACCUAUUGAGUCAAGUUCACAUUGAUGUUAAUGAGAUACCAGGAUCCGCAGAAAGUAUAUUCUUAACCAAGACUACUAGCUCAAUGACCAUUCAAAAAUCUUCCGGAAAUAUGAUAGUCUCUAACUACUUGAUAGAUGUUGUUGAUAACUAUCUAAUUAAUCAUCAAUUCCUUCUUUUUGUUACUGGCGACUCAGUCGUCACUAAAUUGAGAACCAACCAAGCAAUCACCUAUGAUGGUGGAUGCUUAGUAAGAUCUUCUGGGCUUAACGCUUUGAUAUCAACAUGGUUCCAUGACUCUCUUACCAAAUAUUAUCCUUCUGAAAUUAAUUUCCUUUAUCCGUGCUCCCUGUUUUCAUUCAAUACCAAGAGAUUAGAUGUAUUAAACUCUCCAUACAGUUAUCUGAAAAAUCUUAAUUUAAUUAACAAUAUGGAACUACAUGUAAACACUGGUAUUGUGAAACUUUUGGACAACAAGGUGAGAUGGAAAUCAGUAUCACUUCUUCCAUCCUCUCUAAGAGUAGAUUCAUUAUUCUACUUAACUAUUAAGGACGGGCUCGAAGUUUUUGUGGACACCACCUAUCAUAAUGACAGUCAGAUACUUUAUAGAGGUAACAAUGUAAAUGAAUCAUCUGUUUGGCAUUUUGGAUGUCCAGACAAUAGCACCAAACCGUUAUUGAACAUAACUGCACAUCAAGAAUCCAAUAUCAAAUUCUGUUUAGAUUAUAUUCAACUCUCAACCCCGUCACUUUCACUCAAUACUCGUAGAGUAGUUGAUGUUGGAAUAUUGUCGACUGAUCAAACAUUACCUACUGACAAUACCACAAUUUUAUUGAAUUCUAAUAAUUUGACUUUAUCACAAGCCAACCCGCUCAUAACUAGAACAAUAACAACACGUACAUCCAAAAGAAACACUUGCUUCUUACCAGAAAUCCAAUGCACAAAUCAGUUCUGGGAAGAUGUGAACGUUCUAGGAAAGGAUGCUUUUAUGACUAAACCUUUGAGAGAAGAAUUUCUUGUUUGCUUCAUUUGGCCUAAAAUGAUUCCACCAAGAAAAUCAUCUAUUAUUAACUCUCUAAAUAGUAAUACAUUAGGUAUUAGAAGAAGCUUAGGUAUUGAUGGAAACAGAAACAGUCUUAAUGCUUCACAAGAAGAAUAUGAGGAGUCAAUUAAGCUUAUUAAAUCUGACAGACAGAACCAAGGUUACGAAAAUAUCUCCAACUCUCUGUUGAAACAACCAUUAGUUAGUCAUGAUGAUUAUGAGGAAUAUAAUGAUUCUGGAUAUACUAAUUUUGUAGAAAUGGAAAAUAUGAAAAAUGAAAACUACGCCCAACAAGACUAUCAUCAUGCACCAGAAUCAGAUAAACAAAAAUAUGAAGAAAGACAAGAAGGAACAGCAACAGGUUCUGUUUAUUAUACCAAUGAAGAAGUGAACGAAAAUAAUAAUCAACAAACAGAUUAUUACGAGGAGAGUUAUGAUAAUUAUGAAAAUGACCAACCAAACCUCACUCUUAAUCGACAAGUUAAUGAACCACAAUCAUUCCCAAUUAUUCCACCUCCACCUGCUUAUGAAGAACCUACCUAUUACACAAACGAUGAAUAUCGCUCCACCUCACCAACUAGCAACAAUAACAACAGAAGUGAUUACAAGUAUGACGAAGAUGAAGAAGAAACCAAUGAAGAACGAAAGUAUUACAAGGAAAUGCUCAGAAAAAUUAUUGUUGAAUCUACGGAUCCAAGCACAUCAAUUGAACCUGGUUCCUUCAAUCAAGUUUAA
Naegleria gruberi is the source of this 12696-nucleotide messenger RNA. RefSeq lists its product as uncharacterized. The record is from RefSeq and is a predicted model, not a curated record. The transcript has 4 exons. Lineage: Eukaryota; Heterolobosea; Eutetramitea; Acrasida; Naegleriidae. Bases 1 to 12696 code for a protein of 4231 amino acids.